AUGACAUGGACAUCACCUACAGACGCCAUGCCAUGGGUGGGAUUGUAUAUUUGUGCAGCAUCUCUGGUUUGCACUCUAGCAAUGGCAGCCGAUGUCUUCCGAGGCUUUCAACAAUGGAAGCUCUGGUUUCCAUGCAGAUUUUUUACCAUUAAUUCUGUUUCCAUUACACUGAUAGCAAUAUCAACGAAGCUACCCGUAGAUCUAAGCAGUGCCUUGACAGGACAUGAGAUUGAAGCAAAGUUUGUGAGUAUCACUUUCUUGGUCAUCAUGUUAGCCAACUUUCUCCCAUCUUUAGGUCUUAUGAAUGACAAGGAACUUGUGCUGAAUACCGUGGCCUUAUGUAUCCUCAUGCUCACCAUUACUGUAAACAUGUUGAUCCAAGUUAUUAGUGCUUCAGCGAGUUUGUCAAUGGCCACAAUAAUCCUUUUAUUUAUACUACCAAUUCCAUGGCCAAUUUCAGUAGCCUUGACAGUUUCAGCAACUAGAAGAGUUUUACAACAACGAUACAAAGAGUUACACAUUUUGGCUUCUAAUCAUCAAGAUAUAAACUUCUCCAGCAAGGGACUCAUACGAUAUGUUAAAAAGUAUUGGAUGAUGGCAGAGACUGGUAACCCACAAUUUGCAAUUGCUUGUUCGCCUGUGUCUUCUGCUUUUGGGGUUAUAUGCUCAAUCCUUGCUUCCAUUUCAGUUUUUAUUUUGAUGGACCAGUUUGUUGAUAAAUCAAAUUUUCGGAAUGAUGCAUCAGAUUAUAAGUGGUCAAUCAGUGCAAUUAUUAUCUUGCAAUCAAUUGGGGUGAUAAUAGGUAGUAUAGCACCAAUUUUCAGAUGUUUAUCUGCCACCAGUCAUUUCAAUCUCUCCAAGAAAUGGAGCAAGAAUCAUCUAAACGUGUUCCGAGUCGAGAAGUAUUGGAUAAAAAGGCUUCAGCUGUGGAAAAGCAGCCCUAUCCCUACGCAUAUCCCAAGCCACCGUUGCAAGAAGGUUUUUCAUAAUAUCCGAAAUAUGAUUUUGAACUUAUGUAUAGCACUUCAGAUAAUGAUUAUAGUUACAUGUAACAUGAUAAGUCUUAUUCCCAGAUGUUUUCUUAUCUUAUUCUCAUGUUGUUACUAUUUCGGCAAGUAUUUCUUGAAAACGUUUACUGAAGAACCAAAUGCAUCUGAUUGCAAUGCGAUAUCAGAAAUGGAAGAAUAUAGUGGUUAUGUCCUACAGAUUGAUCCGGAUGUGAAGCUUUCAAUGAGAAUAUUGCGAAAUGUGCUAAACUCUAUAACUCGACUUCUUCACGAGUCUGAAAAGAAAGAGUCAAGGAAUCUUAUGAAGCUUCUCGAGAAAUCUACAGGAUUCAAUGGAGUAGUAGAGUUCGACAAUGAACAGGUCCCACCUUUACAUCUGGAAGAAACCCAGAAUUGCUGGAGCCUAGUAGCAGUGACACUAACUGCCAUUGCCCUUGCACUUCCCAAAAUUGCAAACUGCCAUGUCAAGGGGUUACUUUCAAGUAUGAGGGAAGGUCUCCAAUUUGUAAGACAUAUGGAAGAAAGCCUCAAUGCAAAUGGUGAGUUGGUAAAGGCAAGAAAAGCAGCAAGACGUGUGUGGACAGAUGUUGAAGUACACUGCAAAUGGCUACAAAUUGAUCUUCAAAAGACUGCUAGAAAUGGAAAAACUUCAAAGGAGAUUCUUCAAUGGUUGGGUGAUGAAGCUGCGAAAAUUGUGAUACAGUUUAAGAUAAGGAAAAAUGUAAGUCUGGAUUACUCACUUCGUAAGUUCAUUGCUGCGAGUUCCAUGUAUAGAAUCAGUCAAACCAUACUGCUUCAUUGCAAUGAGCAAGAAAAUUGGCCAACAGAUGAUGAACUAUUUGAGUUUAUAUCAACCAUAAUUGCAGAUCUGCUAUGUGCUUGCUUUACCAGCUUACCACGUGUCAUAACUAUGAAGUGCCAUGAAGAUGCAAUAGAGAAAAGGGAAGAGAGCAUUCAAAUUGCAGCUCAGCUUCUUGGUAGAUCCAAAAAAAUCCUGAAAUUGCUUAAAAAACACCAACUUCCCAACUUAGACAUGGAGUCAAUGGGGUAUAUUGAUAAGUGGCAUGCAUUAUCUAAGAGUCAGAUACCCAACGGUAAUUCAGCAAGGAUUCAACCAGCUUCUUCAAGUUCUAAUGCAUCUUUCGUAGUAACUAUUAUAUAA
Molecule: messenger RNA, 2169 nt
Organism: Lactuca saligna
Lineage: Eukaryota; Viridiplantae; Streptophyta; Magnoliopsida; Asterales; Asteraceae
Source: the annotation of a GenBank genome assembly